This is a messenger RNA of Umbelopsis ramanniana AG, 1452 nucleotides long. RefSeq lists its product as uncharacterized. The transcript is spliced from 7 exons. Gene Ontology annotation, cellular component: membrane. Gene Ontology annotation, biological process: transmembrane transport. The coding region runs from base 1 to 1452 and encodes 483 amino acids. NCBI's taxonomy places the organism in Eukaryota, Fungi, Mucoromycota, Umbelopsidomycetes, Umbelopsidales, Umbelopsidaceae. Gene Ontology annotation, molecular function: transmembrane transporter activity. The record is from RefSeq and is a predicted model, not a curated record.
AUGUCCCAAUCCCAGCAGCAUUUCCGAUCCUUACCUUAUCUCUCAGACACUUCGAUGGAUAUUCAGCAGUCAUUACAAUCAGGCAUAUCCGACACCUCGACUUUAGAUCAGUCUAUUCAUCAUGAAAAGGAAGAAGACCCAGAAUCCAAUCAGACGAGUCUUAUGGCAUGGUUUGAACUAGCAGCUUUAUGUGCUUUGGCAUCGUCGUGCUCCAUAAUGUGGUUGAGCUUCUCGGUUGUCACGGAUGUUUCGGUCGUAUGGUUGAAUGUCGAUAUAUCUUCGGUCAGCUGGUUAGGAAACGCAACUGCGCUCAUGUACAUUUUUACUAGUCUCAUCACUGGGUGGUUUUUCGAAAAAUACGGAGUCAAAAACAGUAUGCUGGUAGGCGCUCUUUUUAACAUGGUUGGCACUUGGGUUAGAGCCAUAGCUAUUAUCUGCCCAGCCGGAGCUAGAUUUCCGGUAGCCAUGAUAGGACAGUGCAUUGCAUCACUGGGGCAACCAUUUGUUUAUAAUAUUACUACCAAGUUUGCUUCGGUAUGGUUCUCAAUUCAACAUAGGGGAACAGCCAACACUAUCCUUACCAUUCCGUUUGGCGCAGCAGUCGCUACGUUGUUGAUACCAGUUGUGUGUAAAUCGGCAGAAACGUUUCCAUACGUGCUGGUGGGCGCUGGUAUUUAUUCAACCAUCGUAACUAUACCAUUCCUCAUUUUGCCCGCCCUACCUAAAAGUCAACCGUCUGUAACAGCUGGAACAGAACGAACGCCAUUCCUGAAAGGUUGCCGUACCUUAUUUUCCAGCUUGAAUUUCUGGUAUCUAAUGAUCAUCUUCUGUAUGGUCAUGGGUCUUGAGACUUCGAUUCUCACCCUUUUGACACCAAUCAUGCUUCCGUACGGCUAUACGAAUAAUCAAGCCGGCAUAGCUGGUUUUGUCAGACUAUUCAGUGGAUUCGUUGCCGGAACUAUCACUGGUCCUCUAAUCGACAAGACUGGCCAGCAUUUACUCAUCCUGCGUCUCUUUGUGCCUCUCUUAUGUCUCACUUAUGUCAUGAUAUACAUUCAAAUUCUCCCGAAUGCCCUUUGGGUUUUCUGUAUGGCAAACCUGUUGAACGGCUUAUUCACCUUAAUGCUGCUCCCUGUUAUCUUAGAGCUGGCCAUUGAAAUUACUUACCCUGUCUCUGAAUCCCUCAGUACGUCCGUGCUAUGGGCAUCGUCUCAAAUCAUUUCUUUCUUUAUUACAAUCAUUAUGGACAAACUUCGCUCGGGCAGCAACACAACACCACCUAAUAAUAUGGAUAACGCACUGUUGUUUGCUAUGAUUCUAGCGUGCGUUGGCGGCUUGCCCAUUUUGGGAUUUAAAGGAAAAUUAAGAAGAUUAGCUCAAGACAAGAAGAACAGUGACCAGAUAGCCAUAAGAAAAUCUGUUCAUGAUGAAGAACAGCCAAAUCACGAAUAA